AUGUCCAUGAAACUCUUAACCGUGGUCCAUGAAACUCUCAGCCAUGGUCCGGUGGUGGCCAUCGUUUUUAGCACCUAUGGCCGUGCCAGACUCAGUUCAAAGGCCUCUUGGAAGGGAGGAGGAGGAGGAGGAGGAAGAGGUGGAGGAGGAGGAGGAGGUGGAGGAAAAAGAGGUGGUGGAGGAGGAAGAGGAAUAGGAGGAGGAGGAGGUCAGGAAGUCCUUAAUCCGAGGACGUACAUUGGGCACCGUAACCAGACUCCCCUGGGGCAGCGGUUACCUGUACAGGGAGAGAUAACCGCUGGCCCAGGGGAGUCUGGUUACGGUGCCCAAUCUACGCCCUCGGAUGAAGGAUUUCCUGCAAUGUUGCAACAACCAUUUCGGAAAUGCAACAGAAUUGCAGCCAGGAGGAUUCAUAGGGGAGAGGAAAUCACCUAG
Messenger RNA from Macrobrachium nipponense, 435 nucleotides. RefSeq names its product RNA-binding protein cabeza-like. The transcript is spliced from 4 exons. Lineage: Eukaryota; Metazoa; Arthropoda; Malacostraca; Decapoda; Palaemonidae. Bases 1 to 435 code for a protein of 144 amino acids. The record is from RefSeq and is a predicted model, not a curated record.